Glycine soja is the source of this 742-nucleotide messenger RNA. RefSeq names its product zinc finger protein ZAT11-like. Bases 94 to 570 code for a protein of 158 amino acids. Lineage: Eukaryota; Viridiplantae; Streptophyta; Magnoliopsida; Fabales; Fabaceae. The transcript has a single exon. The record is from RefSeq and is a predicted model, not a curated record.
UUCUCAUCAACAACACCAUCGAAAUUCUAGACACACAACACAUAAAAGAUUUCCUUGUUCUUUUUACUGCUUAACCGUUCGGCUAUCUCAUAUAUGAACAACAACAUGUUAGGAAUGAAGAGACGGAGAGAUGAUAAUGAAGGGUCCUUGGAUUUGGCAAAAUGUCUUAUGCUGUUUUCUUGUCCAAUAGAAAGCAACAAGACACAACAGAAAAGUUUUGGUUCUGUGGAAUUUGAGUGCAAGACGUGCAACCGCAAGUUCUCUUCUUUUCAAGCACUGGGAGGGCACAGGGCAAGCCACAAGAGGCAGAAGCUGGAGGGGGAAGAACUGAAAGAACAGGCCAAAAGUCUUAGCUUGUGGAACAAACCCAAAAUGCACGAGUGCUCCAUUUGUGGCCUUGAAUUCUCUCUGGGCCAGGCUCUGGGUGGCCACAUGAGAAAACACAGAGCUUCCCUCAACGAAGGGUUUCCUAUUAUUCCUUCUAUCGACCAAGUUAUUGCGAAAAUCCCGGUUUUGAAAAGGUCGAAUAGCACCAGGGUUAUGUGCUUGGACUUGGAGUUACACCUGUAGAUAAUGACUCUGUGCUUGGAAUCAACUAUGAAAUCACCACCUCAGCUUCUUUUUCUUUGUUCUGACUAACUCUUUUUUACCUCUUUCUGGACACAUGUAGUAUUCUUUCAUUUUUGUGUAAAAAUUUCAUUGACUUUUCCCUUAUAAAGAUCAUUGAUUCUUUAUUUGUUAA